CUGAAAGUGUCAUCAGUGUUUGCUGAGGACGAGGCACACGUCAGGUAGUGAGCCCCUUGGAGACGGAUGCGUCCCCGCUUUAGGACUGCACAGUAUAAUGGUGAAGCCAGGCGAUCCGUAACAGCUCUUCUCCAGGCAGCAGCCGGCAGUAUCAGCGGGGUAGCACCAGGCUCAGAUAAAAGAGGGGAGCUGAGGAGGGAGGGAGCAGUAGAGAGAGGGAGAAUGGUGAGUGAGCAAUAGGAAGGAGAAGCUGGGUAGAGAGAGAGUGAGUGGAGACACACAAGGAGUCGCUGAGGGUGAAACGCUGAAGCACAUCUAACCAGGGGCAUUUUCUCUCCUCUUUUUUUAAUUUAUUUUUUUAUUUCUUUACUCCGUUUCCCACCUGGGCUCCCAGCUUCCUCCCGGAUCCGAUGAUUACAGGGCAGCUGAGCAAGCCGCUGCUCUCCCUGCGCAGCAACAUGAGCGCAGCAGAACUCAGAGCGGACGACAAAGCGGCGACCCCGGACAGCGAUUUGAACGAUGAGCCCCUGCCCUCUGAGGCCACGGACAGAGAGGGCACCCCCAACAAUCUCUACGGAGCUCGUGACGGAUCGGUUCAGUCUGACGCCAGCAGCAGUCCCUCAGAGCAGAGUCAACUGGGACAGUCUCACCCAGGAUACCCAAUGGGCCCACAGUCUCUCUUGGUGGCCCAGCAGCUGGCUAAUGCAGUGGGCGGCGUGAUGUCAGGGGCGGCGCCAGGCAUGAACCAACCCAUCCUCAUCCCCUUCAACGCAGGCGGACAUCUGGGCGGGCAGCAGGGCCUGGUGCUCUCCCUGCCCACAGCCAACAUCCAGAGCCUGGUGGCUGCUGCCGCUGCAGGGGGCCUCAUGACGCUCCCCCUCCAGAACCUGCAAGCUACCUCAUCCCUGAACUCCCAGCUCCAGCACCUGCAGCAGCUCCAGCAGCUGCAGCAGCAACACCAUCACCAACAGACCCACGUCCAGAACCAGCUGCAGGCCCAGCAUCACAUGACCCCACCCAGCCAGCAGCAGACCUCUGUGCCAUCUCCAGGCUCCGCCUGCUCCUCCACCUCCGGUCAGCCUCAUCAGUCCCCGCCGCACCGGCAGAACCAGUCGCCAGCCCGCAGCCUUCCCUCCCCAGUCACUCCACCCAUACCGCUACCGCUGAACCCCCUAGCCAGCCAGGCGGCAGUAGCAGCAGCAGCAGCCAUGGGCUCCAUCGCUGGCUCUCAGGUGUUUGGCAACACCCUCUCAAACCUGCAAGGGGCCACCGGGCAGCUCGUCACCAACGCACAAGGACAGAUAAUUGGAACAAUCCCACUGAUGCCCAACUCUGCAGGGCCCUCCAGCCAAUCAGGGGGUGGCAACCCAGCGCUGCAGGUACAGCCAAUUACACCUCAGCUUCUGACCAACGCUCAAGGCCAGAUCAUCGCCACGGUGAUCGGCAAUCAGAUCCUGCCUGUCAUCAACACCCAGGGAAUCACGCUGUCACCAAUCAAGCCUGGACAGCAGCUGCCUCCGGCUCAGCAGGGUCAGACAGGCCCGCCGUCAUCUCAAACCAACCUGCUUCACAUGCCCCACAGACAGAGUCCUCUCCACCAGGCCUCUUCCUCCUCCUCCACCUCCUCAUCUUCCUCGGCUCUCAGCGUGGGGCAGCUGGUUAGCAAUCCGCAGACCGCCCCCAGCGAGGUGGACGGGGUCAACCUGGAGGAGAUUCGUGAAUUCGCCAAAGCAUUCAAAAUCCGCCGGCUGUCCCUGGGCCUGACACAGACUCAGGUGGGCCAGGCGCUGAGCGCGGCCGAGGGGCCGGCGUACAGCCAGUCUGCCAUCUGCAGACACACCAUCCUGAGAAGCCACUUUUUCCUACCACAGGAAGCCCAAGAGAACACUAUAGGUAGCAGUCUGACUGGCAAACUGAACCCUGGCCUUUUAUAUCCUGCCAGGUUUGAGAAGUUGGACAUCACCCCUAAAAGUGCCCAGAAGAUUAAGCCCGUUCUGGAGCGCUGGAUGGCCGAGGCUGAAGCCCGCCACCGAUCCGGCAUGCAGAACCUGACUGAGUUUAUCGGCAGCGAGCCUUCGAAAAAACGCAAGCGGAGGACCUCUUUCACCCCGCAGGCACUCGAGAUCCUCAACAGCCACUUUGAGAAGAACACACACCCCUCCGGACAGGAAAUGACGGAAAUAGCCGAGAAACUGAACUAUGACAGGGAGGUGGUGCGCGUCUGGUUCUGCAACAAGAGGCAAGCUUUGAAAAACACAAUAAAGCGCUUGAAACAGCCCGACCUCGGCAUGGCUGCACCUAUGGACCCUCUCACUGAUUCUCUAGAGGAGCUCCCCAAAUGAACGAGCUCUCCAAAAAAUAAAGAAUGAAAAAAAAGAAACAGUGGAGUGGAAAAGUGGCAGCCAUUAAAAACAACAGAGGUGGAUGAACUCAGCUGGACGGACGGUUCCCAAACAGAAACUAUGUGUUGUCAGUGUGAUUCUGUAAAUGACCUUGGCGAAACCAAAAACAAUGAAAAAGAGAUUAAUAUGGGAGAAUGAUGUAAAAACAAAUGGCGUGCUGUUUUAAAGAGGUGUGUAUGGAGCCCAGACAGGGCCAGAAUGUUGGGAAAAAGAUUGAAACUGAAAAAAAUAAAAUGAUAGUCAAAUUUUGAACUUGUAAAACCAAAAGUUGCAUUUUUAUUUCCACUAGAAAAAAUUUUAUAUUCAGUUCACUUAUUUUAACUAAACCUUUUUCCGCUUAGAAUUUAUUUAUUUAUUUAUUUAUAUAUUUAUUGUAGUUUCAUUUUCGGGUUUUAUUAUUUCAGAUUCAUAUUAGUGUUUUUUUCAGUGUCAGAUCUGUUUUCUGACUAUUUCAAGUCUUUUUUUUUUCAGAUUCCAGUUUUGACCUUGAUUUGACAGGAGUGGGCGGGGAAACGUGACUGAUAGCCAUCAUUAAGGCGGGAGGGCCCGCUCCUUUUAUGUUUCUUUUAACUGUGGAAAUGCAAAACGUUUAGUAAACACAUGCUAUUCAAAUUCAAAAUAAAAAAAUGUUGAAUUAAAAAACUUCAAUAAAUCAAAGCUUUUUUUCAAGCUGAAAGAAAAUGUUUGUUUCACUCCUUUUUAUUUUGAAAACGUAUUUUGAUUUUUCUAAUUUCAAGUUCAAAAUUUGACAUUUAGUUUCAGCUUAAAUUUUUUUCACUUUUAAAAUUUAGUUUUACGUUUACCCGAACAUUCUGGCCGUGUCGUGACUCCAUACAUUUAGACUUUCAGACCAGACUGUCUCUCUAAUUCUGGUUCCCACGAGGAGGGAUUUAGUAAAGAGAACAUACCAAAUCAAAACACUAUUUACCAAAGUCUGUUGCAUCUAACUAAGAAUAAUUUUGUAAUGUAAAUGUGCUCAAAAUUUUUACAUUUGUACUGGCAAAAUGGAAGCUAUAUGUAUGGGUGUGGGUAAACAUUUUAUCUUUCUCUCUCGUUUUUUUCUUCAUUGUUUGAAUGUAAAUAUUUAAAAAAAACUUAAAUUGAAUCACACUGAUAAAAGAGAAGAACUGUGCUGUUGCAUUUUAUUGUUGUUUGCCUCCAGUUUGUGUUUCAUCUAUACAUUUUUUCAGUCACGGUGUAACUUUGUACAACUUUUACAGGUAUUUAUUAUUAAACUGUUGCGGAUCAGAAAAGGAGACGAGGACUUUCGCACGGUGAAGAGAAGGGUUUUCAGUGUCAACUGCAGCUUUGUUACGAGCUACUGUGUUAUUCUGUUGCCAAAGCCUGAUAGCCAAAGAACACACAAACUUCACCUCAAGGACUGGGGAAGAUUUUAUCUUUUUUAUUUCUUUAAUCACGCGGCGUUGUGCCCCGUUUUCUAAAGUGUUUUACACUGUGUUGAAAAGAAGAAGACAAUGUCAAACAGCUUCAUCUGUGUUUUCUGUCUCUUGUUUUCAGGUAAAUUUGUCUCUGCAUGAGGAAUUAUUUAAAUAUUGCACCUGGCAUCCAAAAAAUGUUUAAAUUUUAUUUAAAUCUACCACAUCAAGCUUUUAAUCUCGCCAUAAAGUUCACUAAACUCAUAUUGUGUUGCCUCUGACCAAACCAUGCAGCUCCUUUUUAAUUUUACUCACAAAAAAGUUUAUAUUUUCAUUUUAUUGCCCCUUCCUUUCAGCUGAGUGAAGGUCAUAUAAGUUCUUAUUCCAGCUCUGAAUCAUUUCCAGGAACUUUCUUUAAUUCUAAGAAUGUUUAAUUUAAAUAAUUAUCCACAAGAUUUUGUGUUUUUAUUAGAAAGGAAGAUUUCUUAAACCUUUGAUUUCUAAACCUUUCUUUUCAUCAAAAAGUUUUGGUAUUUUUUUGUCAGAAAUGUCCAUUUUCAGACAAUUUCUCAAGUGAUUUGCCCUCACGGGAAAAAAAAGUGGGUGAAUGUUGAGAAUAAGUGUCACACGUCAGAAAUAGUCAACUUAAUUUGAAGUGAGGUGAAAUUUGAUGUGAUUUAUUCAGCAUCAAGUGUCUGCUUGAUGCAUCUCUCUCCAUGUCACAUUGGUUGUCUCAGCAUUUCAGUCUUGUCCUCUUCUUCUUCCCCAAAUGGAAAUCAUUCACCCACACUGUACAAAGAACACAUGAGUUACGUCGAGCAGCCACAGACCACAGUGAAUUUCAGCUAUUUUUCAAAAAUGUGUGCAUUUAUGUUGUGAUUUUGUGGCCAACAAAACAAUUUCAAGCCCAAAUCACAAAAUAUCCGCAGAUAUGAGAAAACCAGCAGUGGAUCAGAACAACAAAGCUGUAACCAAAACCAAAAACUAUCAAGACAGGAAGAGAGUUUUGCCUUUGCUCAACUUCUUCACGCCGGACCAAAGCGCUAGUUAUGCACAUUGUACAGAGACAGAUUCAAGUUGUUGACAAUCUUUAAAACAAGAGUUGCAAGAAAUAAAGAAUAGAAAUAAACAGUAGCUCCUCCAAGGUUUACCUCAGUGCAGACAGCUGCAGGUCAGAGCAGAUCUGUGUCCACGUUCGCUCUCAGCGUGGGGAAGAGGCUCGUGUUUGGUUGCUUUUUCAUCACGUGACACAUUCUUGUGUUGAAUUAUGUCUGCGUGCUGUAACUCUUCAGUUCUCACAGCUUGUAGAAAACUAGAAAUCAUGACUAUGUUGCGCUAAAUCAACAGGUUUGUCUGUCAGCACUAAACAAAACUGGUUUGAAGUUUUCUUAAUGGUCAAAGAGCUAGAAACCAAAGCUCUAGAGCCUACAGAGGAGUUCCUUCUUUUGUUAUUUUUUAAAUAUCAGACUGGAAAACUGUAAGCAGCAAUAUCUGUUUUUGGUUGGUUAAGCAGCACUUUGUGUAUUUCUUAAAAAAAGUCAGUAAAUCAAAGAAAGACAAAAACACUUCAAGUCUGUCACAUUGAUUUGUACCAUAAUUAAUAAACAAUUGUUUGACAUUAAA
Molecule: messenger RNA, 5401 nt
Organism: Nothobranchius furzeri (turquoise killifish)
Lineage: Eukaryota; Metazoa; Chordata; Actinopteri; Cyprinodontiformes; Nothobranchiidae
Gene: pou6f2
Product: POU class 6 homeobox 2
Biological process (GO): regulation of transcription by RNA polymerase II
Molecular function (GO): DNA-binding transcription factor activity, RNA polymerase II-specific; RNA polymerase II cis-regulatory region sequence-specific DNA binding
Source: RefSeq, a predicted model, not a curated record